This is a messenger RNA of Physella acuta, 772 nucleotides long. RefSeq lists its product as uncharacterized. Lineage: Eukaryota; Metazoa; Mollusca; Gastropoda; Physidae. The record is from RefSeq and is a predicted model, not a curated record.
GCUACCAUGUCUUGAGCACAGCCUAAACUAAAACACUUCAAUGCGAAGUCUAUAGGCGACAGGGAAAAAAGACAUCUAGCUUAAAAAGACACAGACUACAGUCAGCAUCUUUAAGGCAAAUAUCUGAACACUGGGACACCACAUAAUGUGCUGACGUCAGUGCUGACGUCCAAUGGCCAGAUUUGUUUCAAGCCAGGAGUCUGUACAACCUGACCAGUCGGAUUUGGUCAGCCCAGGACUGACUGACAAGCUCGAGACAGGGGACAGCGCCCCGGAGUUAGAAGAGGAGGAGUCCUAUUCUCUGAUAGACGUUGUCAGCAGAACAUUUGGUAGUAAGAUCAAAUGGGUAGUGACGGCCCUGAGUGUGCUGGGUGUCACGUGUUUCCUGGUGUCAGCCUGCGUCCUGUACGCCGUCAACUACUGCUCCAGGGCAACGGACCUGCUGCUGCUCGUCUACCUGACGUCCGCGCUUGUUCUCUUCGCUCUCUUGGGCUUCAUACACAGCCGGUACAACACGGGCAUCCAGGCACUAAUAGCACGCGCGCUUGACUUGGGACUCUUCAAACAGUACGCCCAUUUUUUCUGGGAAGUGGCGUGUAUGUUUCUGGUUGCUGGGGCUCUGGCCAUCAUCCUACUGUCCACUCUACACAAGCCACUACACAUCCUCUCGCUCACAGGAUGGGUUUUUUUCUUCGUCCUAUUGAUCGUCUCAUCAAAAGCUCCCAGUAAAGUAAGUAGCACAAUUGGUCGUCUCCUCCAAAGCUCCCAGUAA